CACAACUAACUCCUCAGAACAGUUCAUUUGCCCCAACAUUGCAAUUCAGCAAGACACAGUUUCCUAUUUGAAAGCCAAGGAACAAGUCGCUGGCACAAGGAAUGUCACAGUUUGCGCUGUGCCCCAACUUCAACCUGCGGGACACCGUAACUAUUAACAAUUGCAAUAAGAAGCCGUUUACAAGUAGUGUUGCACCUCCUAGCCAAUCCCUGCAACGGCUUAACGCGCUUUCCACAAGCGUUCAUUUCGCAACCCUUUCGGGAAGCCCCGUAGCGCGGACAUCGAAGAGCACGCCUUCGCCGUUCUCUAUUCCCCAUUCUCGGGGCGCCCCGCUGGCGCCUCGUUCCGCUGCUCCUGACUCCACAAUGGCCUCAUCAUCACCUCCUGCUGGCAGCCCUUUGAACCGCAAUCUGCUGGUGGUGGGCCCAGGUGUGCUGGGAAGCGUGUUGGCUCGCGACUGGCUUGUCUCGGUACCGGGCGCCACCGCCACCGGCCUCACCAACACGGAGCGCAGCCAUGACCGGCUGCGCGCCCUAGGCAUCCAGCCAGCCACCCGGGUCUCCCUGCAGCAGCAGGAGGGGCAGCAGCAGCAUGAGGGAGGAGGAGGGGCGGGUGCGGGUCGGCGGUGGAGCUUCGUGGCGUUCAGUGCGCCCCCCUCGGGCAGCCAGGACUAUGUGGCGGAUGUCCGCUCCGCUCUCUCCCUGUGGGACGGCACCGGCUGUUUCCUCUUCACCUCCUCCAUGAGCGUGUGCGCAGUGGACGACGGGGGCGCGGUGGACGACAUGGGGGAGGAGGGACGCGGCUGCCCGCUGGUGACCCGCGGGUCGGCGCCGGGUACUGACAAGCUGCUGGGGGCGGAGGAGGCGGUGCUGCAGGCCGGCGGGUGCGUGUUGCGGCUAGUGGGGCUCUACCACGCUAACCGGGGGGCGCACACCUACUUCAUACGCGCGGGCUCCGUUCCCCGGCCGGGCGGCUACCUGGUGAACCUGCUGCACUAUGAGGACGCGGCGGGGCUGGGGGCGGCGAUCCUGCGCGGUGACGGCAGCGGCCCAUUCCGCGGGCGAGUGUUUGUGGGCACGGACGGGCAGCCGGUGACGUUUGAGGACAUGGUGGAGGCGUGUUUCAGCUCGGGUGUAUUCCCGCGUGCCCCCGUCACCUUCACCGGGGCCUUUCCUGAAGACCCACGGGUCGGUCGUGGCAAGGUCGUGUCCAACCCCGCCACCCGAGCCGCACUAGGCGGCUGGGCCCCGCGCUACCCCUCCUUCGCUGCCUUCAUGGCGGCAGGGGGGAAGGACUGGUACGGCAGCUGCGGUUUGGAGUUUUAGAUGAGGCGUGGGGCCGAGGGAAGCAGGAGAGGGAAAGAGGAGUUGGGAAGGAGAGGGAGGAGGGGGAGCCGAGUGGAGAGGGUGGCAGCUUCUUUUGUUUGCCGUAGGACCAGGAAAUGUGUCGCGUUAGGGCUUCUGUGAUACCUCCUGUGAGGUUAAGAAAGAUGAUGCUCUUCAAAAUGUCUUGCAUGGCAAGAGUGUUACGUACGAGCAUUGUACGACUGCGGCUGAUUGAUGGCAUGCAUGCAUGACACUGGCACUAAUUUUUGUUGCAUGUUGGUAGUACAAUAUAAAUCGGAGAAGAAGUAGGAUAAGAGUAAAGGAGAGGUAAAUAAGAGAAGGAUAAGGGAGAGAUAAAUAGGAGAGGAAUAAGAAAUACAGAAGGACCUCCAUCGUUACGGGAACACAGCUGGCUUCAGAGCUCUGUAGAGUACGUCCUAAACCUGGCGGGCAACACGCAGUGUAAAUUGGUGACUUGCUA
Astrephomene gubernaculifera is the source of this 1806-nucleotide messenger RNA. Lineage: Eukaryota; Viridiplantae; Chlorophyta; Chlorophyceae; Chlamydomonadales; Astrephomenaceae. The record is from the annotation of a GenBank genome assembly.